Pelobates cultripes (western spadefoot toad) is the source of this 1643-nucleotide messenger RNA. Lineage: Eukaryota; Metazoa; Chordata; Amphibia; Anura; Pelobatidae. The record is from the annotation of a GenBank genome assembly.
AUGCUCCACAACCGGGGUGCAGCGGCAUUCUGCUAUGUGAUCUGGCGCCGGAUGUGCUGGAUAUGCCACCACCCGCGCAAAAAUAAUGCCUCCUGGGAGCAGUGCUGCGGCUCUGCACUGGUUGUGCAAGAAAAAAUAGUUCCCGAGAACAGUGCCUCCGCUGCGCAUGGAGGUAAAACUGUUAGACCUAGCACUGGAAACACAUAGUAUUCUGAGUGCACGUCCCAGCCAGGUAUGGAGUUCACAGCACUAUUCCCAGAAGAGGAGCUGACUGUCGUGCUAGCACGUUGGGCACUUAGCUGUGGCCUAUGUUUAAGAGGCACACUGACUGUAAUAUCAAUUAAUGGACACCAGGACAGAGAUAUUCAUUAAUGGUUAACCAUGACUGUGAUAUUUAUUAAUGGGCAAAAUACUGUGGUAUUGUUUAAUAGGCAAACUUACUGUGGUAUUUAUUAAUGGGCUCCAGGUUUGUCAUUUGUUUAAUGGGCAAGCCGACUGUGGUAUGUUCUGAGGGGCAAGGUAACAAUGUACUGUGUAUUCACUUACUUAUUCCUACUAUUUUUCUAUAUAUUUUUUUGCUUGUGAGCCAUGGAAUUCUAGGAAGGAUUUGCCUUGGGUGAUAAAAGGUUGUGGAGCAUUGGCAAACAAUAUCUCUGAUGUCAAUUUUAAACGAUCUGUAUAAGUAGAUUAGUAUUAAAUGUAAAUAAUUAUCAAAAUAAAAAUAAUUUAAAAAAUAAAACUAAAAAUAUAAAGAAUAUAUAAAUAAAAAAAAUAUACAAAUGAGGCCCAAGCGCCUAAACAAAAUUAUAAAACAAAACAAUAAAAAAUAAAUUCUUGAUUGAUAAAAAAGUUAAAAAGAGGGGGGCGGGGCCUGACAGCCGAGCAAACUGGUCGCACCAAACCAGAGCUCCAUGCGAGAACCGGCAAACAAGUGACUUACCCCUAAAAUAUCUUACUGAAUUUACUAAUCUAACGAACCAGAGUAGCGGUGAUAUCCCGAGGCUCAAAUGGCUGGAUUGCCGGACUCUGAGAAGCGAUCUGAAGCGGAUACAGGGUUGCGGCGCCAGCAGCUUUGUGGUAAAACGCUACAACACUCAAGACCCCGUUCACCCCCUCUUGCCGGUGAGGGAUUUCCCGGCACAAUCAUCCAAGCGACUGAUACAAUCGGAACUUACCUGAUCCACACAAGCUGCACUGCAGCACAGUCAAGGCCAAAAUGGCGUGCGCCUGCCAUACCAACAACGCACGGCCUGCUGGACAACUAUGAACAGCGGCUGGACGCACUAUUCCAGGAUUUCUGGCAGAGAAUGUGGCACAGAGGGGCACCAGUUGAGGGGAUGACCGACAAGAAGCAGCACUCACCUUCCGAUGGCAUGAAACACAAGACAGGUGAACCUCGGGGAACCCGAUCAGCCCCCAAACCACAGAAGCCGGGGAGGAAGAGAGACAGCCUGAGAGCCACAGACUACUCAAAGUCAUCCACUGCUCACUACUGCCCUCUGAGAACGAGAGAUCGACGUACGAGAGAACCAGGAGGCUUGCGCCCAAAGGGAACGGCUAAAGCCAUCAAGCCCCCUCACGAAACUUACAGCAAAGCCGCAGGGGACUCUGGGCACCUCAUCACACGGAGUACUCGGCUAUGA